AUGAAGAAUUCAACACUUGGCAAAUCAUAUAGUGUUGGUGGAGUCUUGACUCUCAAAUCUUUCGUAAAUGAUUUCAAAUAUUCGACCGCUCAUGCAACUCGCGUGACUUCUCUUGCGGUUGGCCUGCAGCAAGCGGGUGCUUUUGUAGCAUGUUUCUUCAUAUGGCCCAUUGCGGAUCGCAUCGGGCGCAAAUUAUCAUUGCAGAUCGCCUCAUUUAUUUUCAUUAUUGGUGCCAUAAUGGAGACUGUCAAUUCUCAUAGUAUGGCAGUAUUUUAUGCUGGGAGAGUUAUCGCUGGCGUAGGUCUUGGAGCCGCAAGUGUGUUUGUUCCAAUGUUUAAUGCGGAUAUGGCACCGAAGGAAUUGCGAGGACAGGUUGGGAGCUUUUUUCAAUGGUUUUACACUUUUGGUUAG
Molecule: messenger RNA, 411 nt
Organism: Botrytis sinoallii
Lineage: Eukaryota; Fungi; Ascomycota; Leotiomycetes; Helotiales; Sclerotiniaceae
Exons: 3
Coding region: 1-411 (136 amino acids)
Biological process (GO): transmembrane transport; carbohydrate transport
Cellular component (GO): membrane
Molecular function (GO): carbohydrate:proton symporter activity
Source: RefSeq, a predicted model, not a curated record